AUGUGCGCGCUGAAGCAUCCUCUUCUCACUCUCAACUCUCUUAGCAUGCGCUCUGACGGCGCUCCUAACAUGCAGCCCAUCACCCCAGCCUGCCUGGACGCCGUCGACACUGGAGAAUCCAGCACACCUCUCGAUGCCUCGCAAAUACCCCCAACCACCGCACAACCGACCACCACCAAAAAACCUCGGGCUCCUCGGAAGACACCGCAAUGGCCACCACCGGCCGAUUUGCGUGGAGCGAAGUGGGCGUAUGCUCGCAACUGGUACGCGGACACCAACGGAUCACAGGCAGAGUUCAAACAACAUUACAAGUCCAUGACCCCCUCCGAUAGAAGACAAAGUGAUCCAUACGACCUCCUCUACGCUGCCCUCCCACCACAUCAAUCUCAGUCCAUGACUCUCAGACUGGUUGUCGCCUCACAUCGCCACUCGUCUGUCCUCAAGCUAGUCCUCCUGCUGCAACCCACGUACCUCCCCGGCUUUGUCUUCUCGUGGAUGAGCUUGAUCUCGCAUCGUCUCUUCAUGCCAAAGCUGCUCCCGUCCAAGAAUCGCGAGGUAGGCUCUGGCCCUGUCGACUGA
This is a messenger RNA of Dichomitus squalens LYAD-421 SS1, 579 nucleotides long. RefSeq lists its product as uncharacterized. The record is from RefSeq and is a predicted model, not a curated record. The transcript has 4 exons. The coding region runs from base 1 to 579 and encodes 192 amino acids. Lineage: Eukaryota; Fungi; Basidiomycota; Agaricomycetes; Polyporales; Polyporaceae.